Messenger RNA from Caenorhabditis remanei, 879 nucleotides. RefSeq lists its product as uncharacterized. The transcript has 3 exons. Lineage: Eukaryota; Metazoa; Nematoda; Chromadorea; Rhabditida; Rhabditidae. The record is from RefSeq and is a predicted model, not a curated record. Bases 1 to 879 code for a protein of 292 amino acids. Gene Ontology annotation, molecular function: protein binding.
AUGGCGUGUGGAGCGAUCGAGUACAAAAGUGGUGAGCGUCAUGUCAGUGCCUACACCGAUGUUUUGGAGACAAAAACGAAUGGUGGAAUUACAUGUGUCUGGAGCGGAAAAGUAAAUGACUCUUGGCGAUUCGAUUUCAAAUGGAAAUUUGAUUGGGACGAGCUCAAAAAUCAAGGAGUCGAUGAGAUCACUGGAUACAUCACAGUUUACUCUGUGAAUACUAACUUCAACGCAGAGAUGAUUGCAAUCAAAAUCACAGAAGACAACCAAGUGAUCUCACAGCUGAUUGGACCCGAUUAUACUCCCGAUACUUGCUACUAUGCAUAUUCUCUCGUUCCUCACUACGCUCCAGCUCCUGAGAAGCCAGAUUACGACAACUUGUUUCUGCCUUCCGAUAAAAACGAUACUAUUCUGGUUGCUGAAGGAAAGAAGCUUCAUGUCAGCAAAGCGUUCCUCUCAUAUCACUCGGACUUCUUCUCCGGACUCUUCUCAUCGAAUUUCAAAGAAGGACAAAUGGAUGAAAUUCCGAUUGAAGAUGUCUCUUACGAAGAUUUCGCUCUACUCCUCAGCAAUUUCUACCCAAAUCCAGUGUUCCCGAAUGAUAGUACUGUCGAGAAAAUUCUGGAAAUGGCCAGUCGUUUCAUGGUUUCUUCAGUUAUCAACAUCAUUGAAUAUCAUCUUCUAAACAAUUCUAAAAUUAAUAGUGAGAAGAUGUUGUGGAUGGCUGAUGAGUAUAUUAUGCCCAACCUUCUGGAGAAGUGUAUUCGUUCACUUAAUACAGUGGAGAAAGCGAAGAAAUUGGAUCAAUCUCCGGAAUACAAGAAGUUGUCGGAUAGUGCCAAAGCGAAAGCUCUCGAUCGUAUCAUGAAAUUGAUAUAA